This is a messenger RNA of Alternaria burnsii, 1041 nucleotides long. RefSeq lists its product as uncharacterized. Lineage: Eukaryota; Fungi; Ascomycota; Dothideomycetes; Pleosporales; Pleosporaceae. The coding region runs from base 1 to 1041 and encodes 346 amino acids. The transcript has 4 exons. The record is from RefSeq and is a predicted model, not a curated record.
AUGGAGACCAUCACCAACCUUGCCAGCACUGCUGCCACUACAGCCUCGAAGCUCAUCUACGGCGACCAGCCCAAGACCGAGGAAGCGGUCGAACAGACCAAGGACAACGAAACCGCAGGCAAGGAGCCUAUCUCAGGCGAGCAGGGUCAGGGCACUGUCACUCAGCCCUAUGACCAAGGCAACCUUGCAACCCCUCUAGCCGCAGCUGACAAGGGAACCUUCCUUGACUACCAGAACAACGAGACUGCCGGCAAGGAGCCCGUCUCUGGUGAGCUUGGCAAGGGUACCGUCACGGAGCCUUUUGACCAGGGCAACGAUUCCAAGGCAACUGAGAAGGCAGCUGAGAAGACUUCCACCUCAGAUGAGUUCCUGAAGCUAGAUCCCACCACCCAGGGACCGACCGAGACAUCGACCGACCCCAAGAUCUACUCGGAUAGCAAAGAUGCAUCCUACGUUGGCAUGCCAAUCGUUCCUCUCAACCCCGACGCUGCUACAUCCAACACUGACGCCUCUUCGACGGCCCAGAGCACCGGCAUCACAGACAAGGCUGGAGUUACCGACAAGAUUUGGAAGGAAACACCACUUGACGACAUCAGUCGUUCGGGUGCACCAGGCGCCGGCCCUACAGCCACUGAAUCUACAACCGCCACUUCCACCAGCCCUGACCCUGCCAUCAAGACCACUGCUCCCGACUCCGUCACAGCUGGUUCAAGUGUGUACGCAGCUGGCGCCGGUACAGAGACAAAAACCGAUGCCGAGAAGCUCUCUGAGAACCGCGACACUCCAGGCUGGGCAUCAACAGGCGUUCCUUCCGACAGCAGCAACUUUGAUGCAGCUACCGCUAAGCAAAACGCUGCCUCUGGUGGAUCAGAGUCCAAGGGUUCGGCUGGAGAGCAUGUAGGUCGCAAGUCUGAAUCGGGCCGUAAGUCUGAGUCCACCGACUUGACCUCGUCUCCGAGCAACGAAGAGAAGGGUGGCAAGAUGUCGCACUUGAAGGAGAAGAUGAAAAACAAGCUUCACAUCGGUUCCAAGGACAAAUAG